This is a messenger RNA of Adineta steineri, 1524 nucleotides long. Lineage: Eukaryota; Metazoa; Rotifera; Eurotatoria; Adinetida; Adinetidae. The record is from the annotation of a GenBank genome assembly.
AUGAAAUAUUUUUCAAAAAGACAAAGAAAAUUACUUUGGAAAGCUCUCUGUAUAUCUAUUGUGAUAACAUUCAUUGUAUAUAUAUUUGUUAUUAAUUAUAUUGUUCAACUUGAAGAAGAAAUCAAUUUAUGUGAAUUUGAUAAACAUAAAAGUAAUGAUAGAAUAAAAUAUAUUUUUAAUUUGGCUUAUUGGCGUAUACUUAUAUAUAAUGAACAAAUCUUCUUGAAAGAAAAUCAAACAUUAUGGUGUAAUAUACCAAAUGAAUUACAAUUAAUAUCGAAAACUAUUUGUCAAAUAUAUAAUAUCCAUGAUUGUACUCGUUUACCUUGUCGUAUGAUUUAUUCUUCACCAAAUACGUUAAAAGAUGUUAAUUGUACUUAUGAUGGUCGAGUUUUUAAAAAAAAUAAUGAUAGUUCUAUACAAAAUCAACCAGAUUUGACAUGUAAAAUGGAUUAUUCAUUGGAUUUAUUUAUUAAAAAAUCUUCUGAUUAUUCAUAUCCAUCGAUGAUUGUUGAUGCUUUCAUUCCAUUAUUAACAUAUGAAUAUAAAAAUAUCUUAAAUAAUAAAUAUCGAAGUUGUGAUAGUAUCUGGGGAAUGACAUUUAAUUUUGAAUCCAUUAGUAAUUAUCCUUGGGCAGCAGAUCGGAAGAAAUUAAAAUUAUUUGAUGUUACUUUUGGUUAUGAUCGAUCUCUUUAUGAUUUUAUUCCACAUCCUUGGCUAUAUGAUUAUAUUGAACAAAUCAAAUCUACUUCAAGAAGAUUAUCAAUGCAACAAGCAAUGAAUAAUAAAGUACCGAUUAAUUCUAUCAAACAUUCAGAUAUCUAUUGGACUAAUAAACAGAUGUAUUCAAGUAGACGAAACACAACAGCAAAUAGAUCGUAUGUAAGAUCAUCUAUCUUAUGGAUGAAUAGUAAUUGUCAGACGAAAUCACAGCGUACACAGUAUAUGGAACAAUUAAUGAAAUAUAUUGAUGUGGAUAACUAUGGUAAUUGUGGAUCUAAUAAACUUCCUUUACCAGAACAUAUCAUUAAAAUUCGCGGCUCAAACAAUCAAAAUUCAAGUGAUCGUAGUAGUUAUAAUUGGCAAGGAGUAAAAUUAGCAUUAGCAAAAGACUAUUUAUUUACUAUUGCUAUUGAAAAUAGCCUAGAUUUUGAUUAUAUAACAGAGAAACUAUGGCAACCACUUGUAGCUGGAAGUGUACCUAUUUAUCUUGGUGCACCCAAUAUUCAUGAUUGGCUACCAUGUAAAACAGAUUGUAUUAUUGAUUUAAAUAAAUUCAAAACACCAAAAGAUGCUGCUAUGCAUAUUAAACAAGUUGCAGUAAAUAAAACAUUAUAUGAAAGUUAUCAUAAAUGGCGAAAUGAACCUGUGUCAUUACAAUUUCAAAGUAUGCUUAAUUACUUUUCGACUAUUCGCAAUUAUAGUCUUGAAUGUAUUUUAUGUGGUAUGUCUAAGCAAGUUGAUCAAAAUAAAGAUCCAAAAGAAUAUAAAAACAAAAUUAUUAAAACAAUUCGUCAUUUUUAA